Messenger RNA from Eurypyga helias (sunbittern), 623 nucleotides. It is a transcript of the gene RNGTT, whose product is annotated as RNA guanylyltransferase and 5'-phosphatase. Lineage: Eukaryota; Metazoa; Chordata; Aves; Eurypygiformes; Eurypygidae. Gene Ontology annotation, biological process: protein dephosphorylation; 7-methylguanosine mRNA capping. Gene Ontology annotation, molecular function: mRNA guanylyltransferase activity; protein tyrosine/serine/threonine phosphatase activity. The record is from RefSeq and is a predicted model, not a curated record. The annotation marks the transcript as partial. The transcript is spliced from 5 exons.
GGAAGUUUUUGCCUUUGAAGACAAUGUUAGGACCAAGAUACGAUGAACAGGUUGCUGAAGAAAAUCGUUUUCACCCGAGUAUGUUAUCCAACUACUUGAAGAGUCUGAAGGUUAAAAUGGGUUUACUGGUAGACUUGACCAACACCACUAGAUUCUAUGAUAGGAAUGAUAUAGAGAAAGAAGGGAUUAAAUAUAUAAAGCUCCAGUGUAAAGGGCAUGGUGAGUGCCCUACACCUGAGAAUACAGAAACAUUUAUCCGUGUAUGUGAACACUUCAGUGAUAAGAAUCCCUCGGAGCUUAUAGGUGUCCAUUGCACACAUGGUUUCAAUAGAACUGGAUUUCUGAUCUGUGCCUUUUUGGUUGAGAAGUUGGACUGGAGUAUUGAGGCUGCUGUGGCUACUUUUGCUCAGGCUAGACCACCGGGUAUUUAUAAAGGUGACUAUUUGAAGGAAUUAUUUCGUCGUUAUGGAGAUGAAGAUGAUGCACCAUCACCACCUGAGUUACCAGAGUGGUGCUUUGAUGAAGAUGAAGAGGAGGAGGAUGAUAAUGGUAAAACAGGAGGCCAAGAAUCAGAACCUGGAUCAUCAAGCUCUUCCUUUGGCAAGAGGAGAAAAGAACGUCUA